CAUUUCUUCCUCCUCUUUUCUCUAUAAAGUCUCGUUCAUGCACUAACCAGACCCAUCGAUCUUAGAGUCAUUGAAAAAAAUACUUUAAUUUUCAACUUCACAAGAAAAACUCAAGAAUUUUUCUAGAAACAGAGCACGGAGAUUUCUCAGAUCAACAAAACAAAUAUCUACAAAGAGCUCCUUAAACAAAACAAGAAAGAGAGAAAAAUCAGAUCUGGGGAUCAACACAAUGUGUCUGGUGUGUUUAUGCGAUGAGGAAGAGACAGAGUUAGGGAGACAACAAGCACCUGGAUCUUGUCCGUAUUGUGGAGGUAAAGUGCAGAUGCUAGAUCUCGAAAGAAAAUGGAUGUUUUGUUUCGUUCCUCUUUGUUUCAAGAUCAAGAGGAAGUAUCUUUGUUCUUCUUGCGAUCGUCGUCUCGUUUUGUAUCAUUAAAUUAAAAUAAAAUAUAUUAUUGAUUAUUUUAAGAACAACUAAAGUCCAUUGAUAGCGUUUUAAAUUAAGAAAAUAUUCUUAAUCAGUGGUUUUUGGUGCGUUUUUAGUAUUAUCUAUGUCAUGUAAACCGACAUUGGUCUAUUAUAAGUUAGAUAGAGAACUCUUUUGAUAUUAUGUACUUUUUCGAGUUUCUUCUUAGGCCGGUCCAAAAUUAUCAUUUAUGUAAUGGUUAUUUUUACAUCUAAUGAUGAAUCUCAAGUUUGGUGUA
This is a messenger RNA of Raphanus sativus (radish), 701 nucleotides long. RefSeq lists its product as uncharacterized. The transcript has a single exon. Bases 230 to 433 code for a protein of 67 amino acids. Lineage: Eukaryota; Viridiplantae; Streptophyta; Magnoliopsida; Brassicales; Brassicaceae. The record is from RefSeq and is a predicted model, not a curated record.